AUGCUAGCCUGCGCCGCGGAGCAUUCGACGCACGCUGAAAGAGGGCAGAAAUACAGAACAGCUAUAGAGAGAGAGAGAGACAGAGAGAGAGAGAGAGUGAAAAAGAAAGAGAAAGAGAAAGAGUGGUGCGCGAGAUAGCCAUCAUCGUAGACGCAGCUUGCAGGAAGGACGGUGAAAGUUUCUUUCGGUGAGUACACAAACACUCUCUCUCUCUCUCUCGAUCUUCUUCGGUCAUGGCCGAUCUCUUUUCGGAUUUUCUCUCUCUUUGUUCCUGAUCCCGUAUUUCCUAGUGGUUUUGGGAUCGAUUGUUCAAUGGCCGCUCCACCUGCAAGGGCUCGAGCCGAUUACGAUUACCUCAUAAAGCUCCUCUUGAUCGGCGACAGCGGUGUGGGUAAGAGUUGCCUUCUCUUGCGAUUCUCUGAUGGUUCCUUCACAACCAGUUUUAUCACUACCAUUGGCAUUGAUUUCAAGAUAAGAACCAUUGAGCUUGAUGGCAAACGGAUUAAGCUCCAAAUAUGGGAUACAGCUGGUCAGGAGCGGUUUCGAACAAUCACUACUGCUUACUACCGUGGAGCCAUGGGGAUUUUGCUGGUGUAUGAUGUUACAGACGAAUCAUCUUUCAACAAUAUUAGGAACUGGAUUCGCAACAUUGAGCAGCAUGCUUCUGACAACGUCAACAAGAUACUGGUAGGGAACAAGGCUGACAUGGACGAAAGCAAAAGGGCUGUGCCAACCUCCAAGGGCCAAGCACUUGCAGAUGAAUAUGGCAUUAAAUUCUUCGAAACCAGUGCUAAGACGAAUCUUAACGUAGAGCAAGUUUUCUUCUCUAUAGCAAGGGAUAUUAAGCAAAGGCUGGCUGAUACUGACUCCAAGGCAGAGCCUCAGACGAUCAAAAUCAAUCAACCUGACCCGGCAAGUGGUGCUGGUCAAGUUGCACAAAAAUCAGCUUGCUGCGGUUCUUGAGCAAACAAGAUUUUGCUGGGAGCUAAGCAGAAGAAGAGGAAAGAAAGAAAGAAAAAAAAGGACUAAUCGUAAUGAUGGCUGCUUGUAAUUUUUCUAAAAUAUGAUUCUUUCUAAAACUUGUUUUAGUGUGCGGAAGGAUAGUGUUUCUUAUAUUUCAAAGCUUUUUAUUUUUGUUGCA
Diospyros lotus (date-plum) is the source of this 1141-nucleotide messenger RNA. Its product is annotated as ras-related protein RABE1c. The coding region runs from base 313 to 963 and encodes 216 amino acids. Gene Ontology annotation, biological process: regulation of exocytosis; protein secretion. The record is from RefSeq and is a predicted model, not a curated record. Gene Ontology annotation, cellular component: plasma membrane. Gene Ontology annotation, molecular function: GTPase activity; GTP binding. Lineage: Eukaryota; Viridiplantae; Streptophyta; Magnoliopsida; Ericales; Ebenaceae. The transcript is spliced from 9 exons.